This is a messenger RNA of Humulus lupulus (European hop), 1101 nucleotides long. RefSeq lists its product as uncharacterized. The record is from RefSeq and is a predicted model, not a curated record. The coding region runs from base 1 to 1101 and encodes 366 amino acids. Gene Ontology annotation, molecular function: catalytic activity. The transcript has 2 exons. NCBI's taxonomy places the organism in Eukaryota, Viridiplantae, Streptophyta, Magnoliopsida, Rosales, Cannabaceae.
AUGUUUCAAGGAUGGUGCUUCACUUCUAAUCUUGCUCAUCAUCAUAAUGGGCGGAUUAUUAUAGCUUGGAAUCCGAAUAGCUACGAGAUUGAUAUAAAAGGAGGUACUAGCCAAUUUAUUCACAGCAGGAUUAGGUCGAAAAGAGGAACUCAGUUUGCUAUUACAGUUGUCUAUGCUCUGAAUGAUAGUAAUGGUAGACAAAAGCUUUGGAAUGAUCUUGGACUCAUUGCUCAUGGCACCAAGAUUCCGUGGAUUGUUUGUGGUGAUUUUAACUCUAUUUUGUCUACUGAAGAGAGCCUAGAUUAUCGUGGAAAUGGCAAUGAAAUGGUGCCAUUUCAGACUUGUACUAAUAAACAAGAGGGGAAGGAUCGAGUGUGUGCAAAGCUAGAUCGGGUUUUGGCAAAUAAUGAUUGGUUGGAUAAGUUUCCCACGGCAGAAGUUAGUUUCCUUCCUGAGGGUGUGUUUGAUCAUUCACCAGCUCUUCUUUUCAUUUAUCCGAACAUCCAUGAUCAACGGAAGCCUUUCAGAUACUUCAGUUAUUGGAGUUCUUUGAAGGAAUUUAAUGGUAUUGUACAAACUGGAUGGCUUGAGAAUGUUGAAGGCUCACAAAUGUAUAGAAUUGUUAACAAACUCAGGCAUCUAAAGCAUGGACUCAGGGGUUUAAAUCAGCAAGGUAAAAGAGAUAUUGGCAUUCAGGAUACUGAAGCUUUUAAAGCUUUAAUUAAUAUUCAAAUGGCUUUGAGGGAACAACCUGGUAAUGGAGAUCUAAUAGCUCAGGAAAUUCAAGCUAGGAAUCAUUAUGCCGAGACUCGCAAGCAGUAUCUGAAUUUUUUAAGACAAAAACCCAAGAUAACUUGGCUCGCUUAUGGAAAUGACAACACCAAAAAAUUUCAUGCUAGUAUUAAACAAAGGAGACUGCAAAAUACCAUUUAUUCAGUAAAAAAAACUAAUGGAACUUGGGUUACUAAGAAGAAUGAGGUUAUUCGAGCAUUCCUAGCCUUCUAUGAAAACUUAUUAGGGUCCAAAAUGAAUACAAGAACUUGGGUUCAUAAAAGUAUAGUUCAUGAGGGUCCGGUGGUUAGCCCUAAUCAAGUUGCCUAG